Rhododendron vialii is the source of this 1911-nucleotide messenger RNA. RefSeq names its product protein NLP7-like. The record is from RefSeq and is a predicted model, not a curated record. The transcript is spliced from 3 exons. NCBI's taxonomy places the organism in Eukaryota, Viridiplantae, Streptophyta, Magnoliopsida, Ericales, Ericaceae. Bases 362 to 1612 code for a protein of 416 amino acids. Gene Ontology annotation, molecular function: DNA-binding transcription factor activity; protein binding.
CUGGAUUAACAAUCCUAUCCUAUCUCAACCCCUGACUUACUUAUCAAACAUGGCCCUUGUGCUAUCCUUUUAGCUGAAUGUUAAUGAGAAUGAGAGACUGUUCAAAAAUAAAAUAAAAUCUAAGAUCUGGGUUCUCUUGUAAAGCUUCAUUUUUUCACUUGGCUAUUGAAUGUUCCGAGGAGUUGAUCCGGUUGUACUCCUCUCCGUCGCCCCCAUAUUUUUCAUCCACCUCCGCCCUCGUCCGAUCCAAUGAUUGUAUAGCACGAGGACAUCUUUGACCCACCGUGGUACUUGGCCGGAGACUCAGCGUUGUUGCAGCAGCAUCGACUUCAGUAUUUGCUGAAUUUGGUAACUCUGUCAAAUGGCUGCGCUUAGGAAAAAUGGAGAAUCGGAUACGGGUUUUGAAGAAUCAGAGGAGAUGAUGACCUGUUUCUAUUUCCCUCCGUCGCCACCCUCUUUUUUCCCUCUGUAUCUGCCGGCGUCGCCGCCCCUGCAAUCCUCACCCAGUUCAAGUUAUUCCGGGUGUUUGGGAGAAGUGAAAACAAGGGAAAACAAGGAAGAAAAUGGAGCUAGAAUUGCAAUUCCUUUCGAGGAUAUCUUACAGACUAAAGCAAUGCGUCUCAAAGAUGCCGCAAAGCAUCUCAAAGUUAGCAUCCUUGAACUGAAGAGUUCUUGUAGGGAGUAUGGUAUCCGUAGAUGGCCACCUCGCAAUGAACACAAACUUAUCAGGCAAUCUCUCCUCAAUGAAACUCCUACGGUUGUCGAUCAAGAAGGAAUCCCACAAUUUACUUCUCAUUCUAAUCAAGUCUUGAUGGUUACUGUUGACAAAAAUAGUGUUGUUGAAAAGGAGAUUCCGCCGCCGCAGCUUUUGCCUACAGCUAAACAAGAGAACUCUGAUGCGGGUUCUGGUAAUGAUGAAGUUGAGGCAAUUGUAAUUGGGGUUGAAGGAACAAGGGAGGGUGUAAUUGAAAAGGCUCCGUUGAACUCUGAAUGUUCGGGGAAAGGAAAAUGCAAGUUAAAGAGCCCAGGAGGAGAUAGACGUCACAACAAAACUACUAGAGUCAAGAUUGCAAUUCCGAAGCAAGAUAUCUUACAAACUAAGGAAAUGCGUCUUAAAGAUGCUGCAAAGCAUCUUGAAGUUAGCCGAUCUACGUUCAAACGAGCCUGUCGGGAGUAUGGUAUCGAGAGAUGGCCACCUCACAAGGAAUGCGAGCUUAUUAGUCAAUCUGACCCCAAUGAAUCUCCUGCGGUUGUUGAUCAAGAGCAAAUCCGACAAUUGAAUUACGAUACUCUGCUACCUUCUGCUCAAGUCUCGGCUACUAUUGGUACAAAUAUUGUGACUAUAAUGGCAAGGUAUGCAGAAGUAAGAAUAAAGUUUCGGCUGUCUUGGCCAUGGCGAAUGGUAGAGCUGGAACAACAAGUAAAAAAGAGGCUACCGCUCGAGGCUGGAACUUAUUACAUCAAAUACAAAGAUGAGGACGAUGGGUUGUUGACUUUAAUAGCUUGCGAUGAGGAUUUAGAGGAUUAUAUCUCCAGUUCUAGCCGGCUGGGCACCCAUCCCAUUGAGGUAUUUCUUGAGCCCAAACUAGCUAGCUCAUGGGUCACGCGUUAACCAACUUUAAUCUCGGUACUGUAGAAGUGGUUGGUUAAACAGUCCAGAUCUAUUUGAGUUGCUGUUGUUAUCGUCUAAAAAUUUAGUGCUUCAAAUGGCAUGUCUUACAAAUUUGAGGACAAAGGGUUGAUUUUAAUAGCUUGUAACGAGGAUUUACAGGAUUUUCUAGACUGUUGGGCACCAGCUCGAUUGUUGUAUUUCGUGAGUCAAAGUAGCCGUUUAAUUACGUCGAUCAACUUGAAUCUUGUAAAUUAUUACAAUUAUAGUGUUUAUCCCGACAUCACGUGUUUGGUUCAAAA